CUCUCUCCCAUUUCUCCACAAGUGAUGAAACGUUUUUACCAUCAUGGUGGAGAUUUGGGAGGAGAUGGAAGAGGCAAGGAGGAGGAGGAGGAGGAGGAGAAGGGGAGAGAAAAAGGCGGAGGAGGAGAUGAAAAGGAGGAGAAGAAGCAGCAUCCUGGUGGAGAUUUGGGAGGAGAUGGAGGAGGCAAGGAGGAGGAGGAGGAGGAGGAGGAGAAGGGGAGAGAAAAAGGCGGAGGAGGAGAUGAAAAGAAGGAGAAGAAGCAGGUGGGCGAGGAAGGGAAGACGACGAUGAAGGUGGAGGAGGAGGAGGAAGUGAGGUGGAGUAGAGCUUCGAUAGCAACUUUGGUAGAGACGGCGGGAUCAUUAGAGGCUGUACCAGUGAGGUGGAAGAUAGCAGUGAAGGUGGUGCACGUCGUGCAUCAGAUAAGUGUACUGCUAUAA
Hydatigera taeniaeformis is the source of this 441-nucleotide messenger RNA. The record is from the annotation of a GenBank genome assembly. NCBI's taxonomy places the organism in Eukaryota, Metazoa, Platyhelminthes, Cestoda, Cyclophyllidea, Taeniidae.